AAACAUUUUCUCAACCGCAGUCUAAACCCCAAAUUGUUAUUCCAGCGUCGGAUCCGGGCGCUAUUGUUACAUCUCUGGCGAACUGAGCUGCAAUGAAUUGGGUGUUGGGCCAUUCGAUCAGUUUCACUACCAACUUUAAGGGAAAGGAAUUACACUCUUGUUCUUGUACUGAAAAGGUUGAGAGCUAAUUAAAAUCCUCGUCUUUUCUUCUUCCACAAUGGCUUCAAAGCUUCUGUUUACCCGAAUUCGAACAUUAACCCGACCCUUAAAGUCGUUCACGCACCCGAAUUUCGAACUUCGAAUGCUUAUUCAAACAAGGCAAUAUUCAGAUGCAGCGCUGCCAGCUCCAAUCGACCCGGCUCACGCUCCUUCACUUGUCGCUUCUGCCAAUUUUAAAAGGGCUUCGCAAAGUUCCUUUAACGAAAGUGAGCUCAAAAAGUUCUCGGCCAUUGCGGAGACCUGGUGGGAUGCAGAAGGCCCUUUUAAACCGUUACAUGUGAUGAACCCUUCCAGACUUGCUUUCAUUAGGUCCACUCUUUGCCGGUAUUUCAGAAAGGAUCCAAACUGUGCAAGACCAUUUGAAGGACUGAAAUUUUUGGAUGUUGGUUGUGGAGGGGGUAUAUUAUCUGAGCCUUUAGCUUGUAUGGGAGCCAGUGUAAUGGGAAUCGAUGCUGUGGAAAAGAAUAUCAAGAUCACGCAACUUCAUGCUUGUGCAGGGAAGUAUCCUUUUGCACUGAAAUGUCCGUGCACUCAAAGAAGCAGUCCUGCCAAAUGAUGCAAAAGAUGCCCUUCUUACAAGACUUCAUAUUCUUAAAAUUUUCUUGUAUUACUAGUAUUAUCAUUUGGAUUGUAUUUUGGGAUUCAGUAUGAAUAUUGAUGGGCUUUUAUAUCUUCCCCAAGAUUUGGAUCCUAUAACUUCAUCCAUAGACUAUCGUUGCACAACUGCUGAUACACAUUAAAAAAUAUUUGAUUAAUUGUUAAUUGCUUUCACAUAUUCAAAUAAAUCUUGUAUACACUUA
Messenger RNA from Olea europaea var. sylvestris, 1019 nucleotides. RefSeq names its product ubiquinone biosynthesis O-methyltransferase, mitochondrial-like. The record is from RefSeq and is a predicted model, not a curated record. Lineage: Eukaryota; Viridiplantae; Streptophyta; Magnoliopsida; Lamiales; Oleaceae. Gene Ontology annotation, molecular function: 2-methoxy-6-polyprenyl-1,4-benzoquinol methyltransferase activity. The transcript has 6 exons. Bases 218 to 775 code for a protein of 185 amino acids. Gene Ontology annotation, biological process: ubiquinone biosynthetic process.